Microdochium trichocladiopsis is the source of this 6570-nucleotide messenger RNA. RefSeq lists its product as uncharacterized. Gene Ontology annotation, molecular function: phosphopantetheine binding; fatty acid synthase activity; 3-oxoacyl-[acyl-carrier-protein] synthase activity. The transcript is spliced from 3 exons. The record is from RefSeq and is a predicted model, not a curated record. Gene Ontology annotation, biological process: secondary metabolite biosynthetic process; fatty acid biosynthetic process. Bases 1 to 6570 code for a protein of 2189 amino acids. Lineage: Eukaryota; Fungi; Ascomycota; Sordariomycetes; Xylariales; Microdochiaceae.
AUGGCUCCAGCAACCAAGCACCACCUGCUUCUCUUCGGAGACCAGACUGACGACAUCACCGGAACUAUCGCACAGCUCUAUGCCGAUAGCAGGUACUCCAAGCUCCUCGCCGACUUCCUUCGGAGAGCGUCCGAUGUUCUCCAGGUGGAGCUCGGACACAUGGACCCGGCCUUCCGGUCCGAGGUACCCCCUUUCGAAUCCAUCCAGCAGAUGGCCGAGGAACACGCCAAGACGGAUGGAUCUCCCGUCUUCCAGUCCUGUUUGCUGUCCUACAUUGCUCGUGUAGGAGAGCUUAUCAUCCGGGCGGAACGGGACCACACUCUUCUCACAUCCGACAGGACAGUGGUCGGUCUCUGCAUCAACCUCCUGCCAGCUGCCCUGGCGGCCUACUCCACAACAGCCACAGAACUCGUCAGAAAUGCCGUCGAGGCGCUCCCGACUUACACCGAGCUCGUCAUCAAGAGCUUCGAGCGCUCAAAGAUGGUGGAGAAGGCCGACGGCUACUGGUCACAUCUGCUUAUGCGGCCGGCUGACCUCGACAUCCAGCCUGCGGUCGACAAGUUCAAUGCCGACUUCAAAAUCCCCCAGCACAAGAAGGCGUGGAUCGGCGUGACUGGCCGGACAUGGUCCACAAUCAGCGCACCGCCUUCGGUGCUCGCCAAGCUCGUCGAGAGCUGCGAGGAGGUCAAGGCGCUGCCUGGCAUGACACUCCCUGUCCGCGGUGCCGUACACGCUGGACACUUGCCCAACAUCCUUUACGACGAUGUCGUCAAGCCUUCGUUCAUCUGGGACCUGCCGGUACACGAGAAGGCCACGAUCAUGUCGACCAACACGGCGGUGCCGUACCCGCAACUGCCUCUGCGCGAGUGUAUGCGUCUGAUGACCCCCGAUGUCAUUCAGGGGCAGCUGCGCGUGGAUAAGACUUUUGCUGGUACCGUCGAGCGCCUCAAGGAGAUUGGUCUGCCUGUCGAGUUCUCCGUCUGCGGCCCUUCGGCGCAGACCGGCGCCUUCCUCAAGCAGCUCAAGGCCUCCAAGCUGCCGCUCAAAAUGGUUGAGCGCCCUCACUUCGACGCCUAUGCCGCCCCCCAGCGCGGCGGCACUGGCGCCAUCGCCAUCAUCGGCAUGGCUGGUCGCUUCCCUGGCAGCAACGAGAUGGACACGUUCUGGAAGACAAUGAUGGACGGCUCUGUGUUCGUGGAGAAGGUUCCCGAGAACCGCUUCAAGCUCGAGGAGUUCUAUGACGCCACGGGCAAGAAGCGGAACUGCAUGGUCACUACCGACGGCUGCUUCAUUGAUGACCCUGGCUCGUUCGAUGCCAAGCUCUUCAAGAUGUCUCCCCGUGAGGUCAUGCACAUGGACCCUGUCCACCGCUUGUUACUCAUGGUCACACACGAGGCCCUGGAGAAGGCCGGCCACAACCCCGAGAACAGCCUGGGCGAGGUUGCUCGCCGCACUUCGGUCUGGUUCGGCCAGAACGCCGACGUCUGGCGUGAGAUCGACGCGCAGCAGGGUGUCGAUGUCUACACGGCCCCUGGUCUUCUCCGUGCCUUCUCACCGGGCCGCAUCAACUAUCACUUCGGCUUCGAGGGCGGUUCCUACAGCUUGGACGCUGCGUGCUCGUCUUCUUCAACCACCAUCCAAUUGGCUUGCGCCGCUCUCGAGAACCGUGACUGCGAUAUGGCCGUCGCUGGUGGUGCCCAGAUUGCCAGCAACCCAUUCGAGUUCGCUGCUCUGGGCAAGUCUGGUUUCCUCUCCAAGGGAGGCGGCUGCAAGACCUUCCGCGCCGAGGCUGAUGGCUACUGCCGUGGCGAGGCUGUCGGUGUUGUUGUCCUGAAGCGCCUCGAGGACGCCAUCGCCGACAACGACAACAUCGAGUCCAUCAUCACCGGCUGGGGUCGCAACUACUCGGCCGACGCCUCGUCCAUCACGCACCCUCACCCGCAGUCGCAGGCCAAGCUGUACGGCCAGGUCCUGCGCCAGGCCAACCGCAAGCCCAGCGACAUUGGCUACGUCGAGCUGCACGGCACGGGCACCAUCGCUGGUGAUCUGUCCGAGAUGACGCUCGUCACCAGUGUUUUCAACGGCCACCACACCGCCAAGAAGCCCCUACACGUCGGUGCCCUCAAGGCCAACUUCGGCCACUCCGAGGCUGCUGCGGGUGUCUCGUCCACGAUCAAGGCCGCCAUGAUGGCCAAGCGCGGCAUGUGCCCUCCUCAGGCCUGCAUCACCCCAGAGACCAACUUCCACCCGGGCUUCAAGAACCUCGACAUGUCGUGCAUCAAGAUCGACAUGGAGCCCGCCGUCAUUGAGAAGCGCAACAUCAUGGUCAACAACUUUGACGCUGCGGGUGGCAAUACCUGUCUGCUCAUCGAGGCGCCCCCUGCCUUGCCUCCGAAGACCGCCGACCCUCGCAGCCACCACACUGUCACCAUCUCUGCCAGAACCAACAACUCGCUCAAGGGCAACAAGGAGCGGCUGCUCGCAUUCCUCGAGGCCAACCCAGGCAUUCCCAUUGCAGACGUUGCCUACUCCACCACGGCUCGCCGCAUGCACCACGCCCUGAAGGCCGCCUAUGUGGCCGGCUCGACCGAGGAUCUGGUCUCGCAGCUCAAGAAGGAGCUCGCGAAGCCCGCCAAGGACAUCAAGGUCCCCGGGAAGCCCAGCACGGUCUUCAUGUUCACGGGCCAGGGCUCUCACUACGCCGGCAUGGGCCACGCCAUGUACAACGGCAGCUCUUUCUUCAAGUACAAGAUGGACUACCUGCAGGAGCAGACCGAGCACAUGGGCUUCCCGAACUUCAUGGAGAUCAUCACCAACCCGGACGCCGACCUGUCCCAGUUCUCCACCGUGCAGGUCCAGCUCGCCAUUGUUGCGCUCGAGGUCGCCCUCGCCGAGACCUGGAUCUCCUGGGGGAUCAAGCCCAGCAUGGUCACCGGCCACAGCCUCGGCGAGUAUGCCGCGCUGGCCAUCUCCGGUGUCCUUGCCACCUCGGAUAUGCUCUGGCUCGUGGGCACCCGUGCCACCAUGCUGCAGGCUGCCUGUGCCAAGGACGAGUACGGCAUGCUCGCCCUGCAGGCUUCUGCCUCGGAUGUCGACGCCAUGCUGAAGGACGGCGGCUUCACAGACCUCGAGCACGCUUGCUUCAACGGCCCCAAGUCCAAUGUCGUGAGCGGCCCCAUGCCACGCCUGGCUGAGCUCGAGGCUGCCGUCAAGGCCAAGGGUCUUCGGGCCAAGCUUCUCCCUGUCCCCUACGCGUUCCACUCUGCCCAGCUGGACGCCAUCUUCGAGGAGUACAAGGCCACCGCCGCCAUCAUGCCUUUCAAUGCUCCCAGCAUCCCCGUCGCGUCCACGCUGACUGGCCAGAUCGUCGACAAGGAGGGCGUCUUCAACGCCGAGUAUCUUGCCAAGCACGCGCGGCAGCCAGUCCGCUUUGUCGACGCCCUGCAGAACAUCCAGCGCACCAAGACCAAGACACAGACAUUCAUGUGGAUGGAGGUCGGACCCAGCCCAAUCUGCUCGGCCCUGCUGCGCGAGACUCUCGACAUCCCGGCCACCGAGCUGCUCCUCUCCAUGAAGUCCGGAGAGCCGAACUGGAAGUCUACGAGCACCUCGCUUGCUCGUGCGUACGCUGCCGGCCUACACGUCAACUGGGCCGAGUAUCACCGCCACCACCAGGGGUCCGUUACCUUCGUCGACCUCCCCACGUACGCUUUCGACCUCAAGCCGUUCUGGAAGACGUAUACCAUGGAGACUGCCCUGGCUGCUGGUGUCCCUAUGGCCGACGGCGGACCCGUCAAGGCCAUCACCGCCACCGCUGGCUGCUGCCCCAACUGCGGCGGAGGUAAUGGCAAGUUCCGCCCUACCGCACUGGUUCAGACCAUCGAGAAGGAAGACAUUGGCAAAGACAAGAUCGACGUGACUUUCAAGUCUACCCUUGCGGACGAGCGUUUCCGCAACGUUCUCAAGGGCCACGAUAUCGAGGGCACGGCCAUCUGCCCGGCCUCGGCGUGGGUCGAUAUGGCCGCGACGGCCGCCAAGUACGUCCACGGCCACGCGCUGCCCGACAAGAAGUCGCUCGGCACGAUUGCGGACUUGGAGCUCGUCAACCCACUGGUCCUCAAGGACGCCAAGGUCACGCAGAACAUUGAGAUCCGUGUCGUUGCCGAGGCCAAGGACAAUUGGACUGCGCAUGUAACAUUCCGGUCGCAAACGGGCGACAAGGGCAAGUUCGACGACAACGGCCGAUGCAAGGUCGAGUCCACGGACCCUGCGAGCAAGAAGGCCGAGUUCGCGGCCAAGGGCGCUGCUGCCAAGAAGCGCGUCGAGACACUCAUGGCCAAGAACGGCGGCUCCUUUGUGCACCACAUGAAGCACAACAUCAUGUACCAGCUCUUCAACAGCACAGUGCGGUACGACAAGCGCUUCCAGGCCGCCCAGGAGGCGUUCAUCGACUACGACAGCCAGGACGCCGUGUCUGUCGUCAAGCUCACCAAGACCCCUGCCGCCGAUGCCAAUGCUUUCCUGCUUAACCCGUACCACUCGGACUCGCUUGUCCACCUGCCGGGCUUCAUGCUCAACACUGGCCGCGAGGACUCGGAGGACGUUCUCUUCUUCUCCUCGGGUAUCAAGGGCAUGAUGUUGGCAGAUGACUUUACCGAGGACAAGACAUACUACUGCUACACGAGCAUGAUCACGGACUCGAAGGGUGUUGCAAAUGGCGACAUCUUCCUCCUCAACGACAAGAAGGACCUUGUAGGCGUGGUGACCGGUGUCAAGUUCCACCAGAUGCGCCGGCAGGUACUCAAGAUGUCCCUGCAGCUGCAAGGUGGUGCUUCUGCUGCGCCAGCUCCCCGGCCUGCUGCUUCUGCUGCUGCAGCUUCGAAGAAGGCCAAGCCUGCUGCCGCUGCCGCGCCAAAGAAGGUCAAGAAGGUUGCUUCUACCAAGCCGGUCGCCGAGACGAAGACCAUGUCCAUGGCUGAUGCGUUCCUGGAUGCACUCAUGUCCGAGACUGGUCUCACUCCGGACGACUUGGACGAAGCCACGCUCCUGACGGAGCUGGGUGUUGACUCUUUGAUGGGCAUGGCCGUGCUUCAGAAGGUCCAGAACACGACUGGCGAGGCCCUCGCUGCUACCAUCUUCUUUGAGCUGCAGACUGUCGGCGAUGUCAAAGCUCAUCUCGGUGAGCAGAUGGUCUCUUGCUCCUCGGGUCCUGCCGCCGAAGUAGAGGAGGAAGAGGUUGAGGAAGAGACUGAGGCCGUUGACAUUGAAGAAAUCGAGCACAUCGACGAGGCAGCGGCCCCUGCUGAGCUGGCUGCCUCCGAGGCCCAAGCUCCCAACCCCCAGACUUCUGCCGCCGAAGGCCCGCUGAGCAUUGGUGACGCCUUCAUUAAUGCCCUCAUCUCACAGACUGGUAUCGAUCCUUCUGACCUUGAUGACGCUACCAUGCUCACUGAGCUUGGAGUCGAUUCUCUCAUGGGCAUGGCUAUCCUUCAGGAAGUCCAGAACGUGACUGGAGAGACUUUGCCUGCCACCAUCUUCUUCGAGCUGCAGACCAUUGGUGACGUCAAGGAACACCUUGGCGGAGACUCGGUUGACACCAGUGCUGAUGCUUCCUCGGUCGACGAGUCUCCCAACUUCACUCCUGCCGAGAGCAUGUCCGAGUCGACUAGCGUCUCCUCUGACGCUGACCAUGCAGAGGUGCAGAAGCCGAUUGACCCUUCAGAGCUGACCGAGAAAUACACCAGCAAUGCCGUUCUCCUCCAGGGCAAUAGCAAGUCAACCCAACGACCUUUGUUCUUCGUUGCCGGCUCCAGCGGUGCUGCCUCCAUCUACGCCAAGAUCCCCAGGCUCGAUUCUGGGCUUCCUGUGUAUGCCCUCGAGUUCCCCUUCCUCAUGUGCCCUGACGAGAUGCAUUACCGCCCAGAGGAUAUUGCUUCCGUAUACCUCGCCGCCAUCAAGAAGAUCCAAAAAGAGGGCCCUUACCUCAUUGGUGGCUAUUCUGCCGGUGCUGUCCACGCGUACGAGGUCGCUCGCCUUCUCCUCGAGGCUGGUGAGCAGGUUGAUCACCUUCUCUUGUCCGACAUGAAGGCCCACUGUCCCGGCGAGACCUGGACUGAGCCACCGGCUAUGGAGGAUCAGGAGGCUGCUGGAAGCUCCAUCAAAGCCGUUGACAAGCAGGUCGGCAACCGCAAUCGGACAGCAGACCUGGCCAAGAAGCAGCGCUACGCCUCGCUGCAGUGUAUGUACAACUGGAAGCCAACACCCAUGUCCCCCGGCAAGCAGCCCAAACACGGCACCACCAUGAUCUGGGCCAGAUCGGGCAUGUGCGAGCGCUUCAAGAUCCCCGGCAUGGAGGCUGAUCCAUCGAUCGACUGCAUGGACGCGGAGAGCCGGAGCUACAAGAAUUGGUUCUACUCACGCCGGUCAACAUACGGGGCGCACGGAUGGGAUGUUCUGUGCGGACCUGUCGAGUGCCAUGUCAUGGAUGGCGACCACUGGAACAUGCUUGAGCCGCCUUAUGUCGCAAAACUCGCAGACCUGAUGAACCAAGCCAUAGUUAGUCUGCCAUAA